GCUUUCUCACUGGCUUGCUGUCUACAGUGGGGACACGGAGGUCGUCAGCAACCACAGAGGGACUUACGGGCAGAGCACCUCGGCCAGGAGUCCUCUGGACCCUCAGGCAGCUGGCCCCCAGCAGGAAUGGGCAUGAAGACGCUGAUUGUGGCACUGGUCCUGAUGGCUGCAGCCUGGGCCGAGGAGCAGAAUAAGGUGUUGCAUGGUGGACCCUGUGAGCAGACGUCUCACCCCUACCAAGCUGCCCUCUACAUGUCAGGCCACUUGCUCUGCGGAGGGGUCCUCAUUCACCCGCUAUGGGUCCUCACCGCUGCCCACUGCAAAAAACCGAAUCUUCAGGUUUACCUGGGAAAGCACAACCUUCAGCAAAGGGAGAGUUUCCAAGAGCAGAGCUCUGUUGUCCGGGCUGUGGUCCACCCUGGCUACAAUGCUGCCACUCAUGACCAGGACAUCAUGCUGUUGCGCCUGGCUAGACCCGCCAGAUUCUCUGAACGCAUCCAGCCCCUCCCCCUGGAGGAAGAUUGCUGGGCCAACCAUGCCAGCUGCCACAUCCUAGGCUGGGGCAAGACAGCAGACGGUGGUUUCCCUAACACCAUCCAAUGUGCAUACAUCCAUCUGGUGUCCCGUGAGGAGUGUGAGCGUGCCUACCCCAACCAGAUCACCCAGAACAUGGUGUGUGCCGGGGAUGAGAAGUACGGGAAGGAUUCCUGCCAGGGUGAUUCCGGGGGUCCGCUGGUGUGUGGAGACCGUCUCCGAGGCCUUGUGUCAUGGGGUAAUGUUCCUUGUGGAUCCAAGGAGAAGCCAGGGGUCUACACCGAUGUCUGCAGAUAUGGCCGCUGGAUCCGAAAAACCAUUCAGGGCAACUAAUCCUGACAUGUGACAUCCAACUCUUGACCUGUGGCCCCCACUUGCUGGCUCCACAAUACCCCUGACCAAGACUUUGCCUUCCCCCCACCUGCCUAGACCCAACCCUUAAUGCUUAAUAAAAGCAGUGACAUGACAGUACAAAUUCA
This is a messenger RNA of Mustela lutreola (European mink), 1013 nucleotides long. Its product is annotated as kallikrein-6. The record is from RefSeq and is a predicted model, not a curated record. The transcript has 7 exons. Gene Ontology annotation, biological process: proteolysis. Bases 127 to 867 code for a protein of 246 amino acids. Lineage: Eukaryota; Metazoa; Chordata; Mammalia; Carnivora; Mustelidae. Gene Ontology annotation, molecular function: serine-type endopeptidase activity.